AUGGUGAGGCGAGUAACCUGCGGGUUUAAGCCAUUAGGUGGUGCUCGGUUGGUAACCGAGGCUCCAUUGCAGGGCUCCAGUGAGGGCUUACUAUUGCCUCAGAUUGCCUUCACCCAGAUUGAUAAUAUAGUUAGUUUCUUCAAUGUUACGACAGACGAGCGCAUAGAAGGUUGCCUACGAUUACCAGAAACGAUUCUGGUUUGUCAAGUAUUUCUACCCACAGAUGAGGCAACAGUUGGACAUAUAGGCCUCAUGCUCGUCACGCCAUCCAUGAUGUAUGUAUAUGGUGUCGUCAGUGAAGUAGUCAGUGAAGUAGUCAGUGAAGUAGUCGGUGAAUGUUUGGACGAGUCCGCAAACGACCUACAAACGGUGGGUCCUGCCGUGGGUGACAAGAGAGGUGAGGUGCUCACGAUUCCAGUGGACGAAAGAUUAAGGGCCAAGAUAUAUGGACGGUUUAGAGCUCCGCUGGACCCCACCUGGAGAGCCAGCAGCUCGUGUGUGCUAGGCCAUCGAAUAUUUGUGGCAUUUGAAGCGCAACCAUUGAAAGAAGUGAUCUUCGUAGCAGGCGGAGUCGAGAUUCGAGCAGCAGUGCCUUCCAGCUAUGGACCCCUACGGAGUGUCAUGUGUUCUUUAUUCGGAACUGGCAAACAGGAAAGCGCUGCAAACCCGCAAGGUGUAGUGUUGGUUCGUUCAUGCUACAAUAAUUGCGCAGGGAUUGUGGUUACUGUGGGGGAGAAUGGCCAAGUCGUCUUCCAUGCUGCGGGUCGGUAUUAUAAGACUCCUUUCAUCGAUAAGGGUCCACUUGUGCUGAGUCGGGUUGACCGAGGUCAGCUUGAGCAAGGAACUGUCACUUCCCCUGCUAUUCCGAGGUUCCUGAGUCAAUCCUUGAGGUUAUUAUUACCGUUGCUGACACCGGUAUGUAGUGGUUCAGAAAGGGUGUUGGAUGUUGGUGUACAGGUUGGUCAAACGGAUUUGGAGUUUGUAGUGACUAUUCUGACUUCGAAGAAUAGAGCAGUGCGCCUCUUAUUGGAGCUGGAGAGCGGCGAUGUAAACGUGUCUUCGGUCCAGGCUGCCGUCGUGGGCUCGCCGGUGUACCCCUUACCUGUGUCUCCACGGAUUGAGAGCGACUCUGUGGGACGGCAAAUGGGUCAGGUGUUGCUGGCGAGCAAGUCCACCGUGUUCAGCGAAGUCAAACGCUGGUGCUUGGGUCCAUUCUGCUUCACACGUGCGUGUUACGAUUGUCGGCUGCCCGUUCUCACAAUCGAAUUGGACAAGGCCAUCGCGCCGAUUCUCCACAAAGGCCCAUGCGUGGCGUCCGCGACCUCCUACGUCACCCCUUGUCUGGUCCAACAUGUCCUCGACCUCUCGCAGCUGACCGCAAAUGGACGCUCUGGCUUCGCAAGUGAAUGGCGAAGAUACAUAACUGGCUACCAAUCGUCCGUUGGGGAACGAGCGCUGUACCAGAUUGCUGCCUCACGCUUGCUAGCCCAUUCCAUGCCUCUGUGCCUCCAGACCUCCGACCGAGACGCAUUCCGAGAUGCAUUUCGACGCCAGUUUCUCGUUCUCGCAACGGACCAGAAAUGGCUGUGUACAGUAACCAUCUAUUCGGACGAACUUCCGGGAGCACCCGCUGGGGUAUGCAAGACCCUGGCUGACCUCUUAAUAGACUACCGAGAUAAGCCUGUCUCUCUCCCGCCAUUGCGCUAUGACCAGACAAAUAAGCCGCACUCUGAAACGAGGUUGAUGGAACGAAUCUCAAAACAGGCGGUUUCGGGACCGGCGGCAUUAGAGCCGAAUCAAACCUUGGCGGAUAUCCUCAACUCGUUCUAUCAUCAGUGGUUCGAUGACAUUCUUAACGAACCGUUAUUCGAACUCUGCAACCAUUCGAAGCAUAGCUGUAGCUCGCACCACCGACUUCGGGUUACCGAGUCAGUUGCUGCGCGGUUUAACUCACUACGAAGCACUUUGGAAGGCUUGAGGAGAUUAUUGCGGAGUCAGAUCUGGCUCGACCAGUUGAUACGGCCUGGUUCAAGUGCUGUGGCAGAGGCGAUUGGAAAGGUAUUGCGAUGCUCAGAAUUGAGCGUUCUGAUAGUCUACAUUGAAAUACUAGGCACUGAUGAAAAGAUAUUCGUCGAAGAUUGCCCACGGCCCUUGGCCCGGCGGCUACCGCUUGCAAUAGUGCUAAAGUACCCUGAAAUUAUGCAUCCGGUCGUGGCCUCUUGGUUCCAGCUUCUCUAUCCGUGUGUUUCCACGCUGCUUGAAAGAAGUCCUCAGUAUAUGCCACGUUACGUUGUCUAUGACUUCAUCAGAAAGCAUCCUGAAAUGUGCGCCGACCACGUCCUAACGUGGAGAAAGGAGGAGGAUUCCUCAACGGGUCAUUCCUUCGUUCCCCAGAUGCUCCGAGCAUUAAUUGAGAAGGCUGUAAAGGCCGAGGACACUAUCGUCAACAAGGCAAUGGGUAAUGAGGACAUGGGUGGUGAGGAGAUGGGUAAUGAGAAUGUGGAUGUUGAAAUUCUGGGUGAUGGUCGGAAUAGCACAGGUGGCGAAAAAGCAGGCUGGAACAACAUGCGUCUUCUUCGGUUUAUGCGUUUGAUUACCUCUCAAGACGGCACCUUGUAUGACGAGACGGAUGGCCGGCUUGAGUUCGUUUCUACCCUUCACGACUUGGAGCCAAAGUGUGCCUUCGGGCUGGUUAGGGACUUGUUGACCUUGGUAGAUGUCGGUUCUGAUGGUCAGGAGGUCGUCGAAGGUCAGGAGGUCGUCGAAGGUCAGGAGGUCGUCGAUGGCCAGGAGGUCGUCGAGGGUCAGGAGGUCGACGAAGGUCAGGAGGUCGUCGAAGGUCAGGAGGUCGUCGAGGGUCAGGAGGUCGUCGAAGAUCAGGAGGUCGUCGAAGAUCAGGAGGCCGUCGAAGGUCAGGAGGUCGUCGAAGGCCAGGAGGUCGUCGAAGGUCAGGAGGCCGUCGAAAGUCGGGAGGUGGACAACAGAAUAAAGAACGCCUGGCUACUUCCUGCCCUGUUUAACUGGUCUGAAGACAGCGCGAUCCACCGAAUGGCGCCGAGACCAGGGUCCUGGUCCGGUGGUGGUCAAUCGGCACCGGCGGAGUCACUUUCAGUGGAGUCGGUCUCGGGUGAGUCCUCAUCGGCGUCGUCCUCGGAUAAACUGGAUGGCGUCCUGGUGAAUUACUACGGGAGCUUCGACGGGUUGUUGCUGACUGCUAUGCUGCAAGAUGCCAGGGCUCGUGCAUUGUUGGACCCUCCGCCUCCAGAGGGAGGGUCGCGGCUGCCCGUUGGUGAAUUGCCGGAGCAUCUGCGUGUGGUUUCAUUGGAGGAGACGUUGCGUUUCUUACAACAAAACAGUCGCACGAUAGUUCCUGUGCGACAGCUUAUCUCCUGUCUGGCUGUGAUGAAUGCGCGAUGUUGGAUUGGUUCGGAAACGAUGGCUCUGUUCGUGGCCGUCAUUCUCCGAGAACUGGUUCCGCUGCCGACUGUGUCGAAUCAAGUGGUUAGGGCGGCGGCCGUGUUCGUCACUGACUUCCUUUCCCCGUCCGGGUCCAUCGCCACCAUGGCCACCACGGACGCCAUGGCUGCCACGGACGCCGUGGCCACCGCGGACGCCGUGGCCACCGCGGACGCCAUGGCUGCCGAACCGAAUUACCGGUGUUUGAAACAAAGCUUUGACGUACAGGAAGUCGCACACACCUUGAUUGCCAGACAGGGUAUAUAUAAAGUGUCGACCAAUUACGAGUGGGAGGCACGUCGCCUCAUUUCGUUGUACGACCAAGUCGUUCGACCGCUGGAGUUGCACCUAGACCGACUGAAGGACGCUCCGAAUACGGAGCUGCGGGAUGCGGAGCUGCGGGAUGCGGAGCUGCGGGAUACGGAGCUGCGGGAUACGGAGCUGCGGGAUACUGAGCUGCGGGAUGCACGGAAUCACACGCCGGUGACAAGGAAUUUAGCUGCCUUGCCGGGCGGUGAAGAGGAGCUGAUUGAGCUCUUCCAGUAUGCAGAGGCCGGCAGGGCGGCUGGGAAGAAGCUCUUUUCAGUAGUAGUAGAUUGUCCGGGUGAACGUGAAUUCAUCGUGCAUAGAUUGGGCUUGAACCUACCCUACUCAGUUAUGUGUCCAUUGCUGGAGAGAUGCGGCCUGUUGAUGGAGAAGCUAUUGUUCCUAGCACAUGCGCUGGAAUACGGUAAUGAGUCGGAUGUGGUGGCCAGACACGCUUGGGAAACCCUCCUGAUGUGCAAGAAGCAGUAUGGCGCUGAACAGAUGCAAGCCGUACGGUCUGCGGACUCUCUGAGGAAGCUGCUCACACACGUGUUCAACAACCCAAUGAUACGGUGUGCAGCAAAAAGGUUCAUGCAGUCAAGCUCGGAAGAGUGUCUGGAGCACAUACCGCUAAAACAGUACAUCGAAGCACCUGAGGACUAUGGGCAAGCAGGGGACGACGAAAUUCGGGUUGUGAUGAGACUGAUUUUUAAAUACGAAUGA
Messenger RNA from Gregarina niphandrodes, 4485 nucleotides. RefSeq lists its product as hypothetical. Lineage: Eukaryota; Apicomplexa; Conoidasida; Eugregarinorida; Gregarinidae. Bases 1 to 4485 code for a protein of 1494 amino acids. The record is from RefSeq and is a predicted model, not a curated record. The transcript has 2 exons.